This is a messenger RNA of Penicillium malachiteum, 234 nucleotides long. RefSeq lists its product as uncharacterized. The record is from RefSeq and is a predicted model, not a curated record. NCBI's taxonomy places the organism in Eukaryota, Fungi, Ascomycota, Eurotiomycetes, Eurotiales, Aspergillaceae. The transcript is spliced from 2 exons. The coding region runs from base 1 to 234 and encodes 77 amino acids.
AUGACCCGAGAACUGCAGUGGUACUACCUAGAUACCUACACUACCUACGGGUUGUCAGUUCACACUCCUCCCAACUUGAACCUGGCAACUGCAGUCAUCCAAACCACUUACAAAAUGUCCAGAAACAUCAACUUCUGGCAGCGUCAGAUGAUCCUUCAUGUGAUAUACAGCAAGAACAGACCCGUUACAUCGCAAAUGGCAAAGGUGGCGCAGUGUAGUGAGCGCUAUCACUAA